ACUUCAAAAGUCUCUCUCUUUAGAAGAAUUCAAAGUAAAAGGGCUACAAAACCAGAAGCCUUUUAAAUUUUAUAUUAGAUACCUUUGGAACACCACACCUCACAGAUCUUUCUCCGACCACAGCUAUGUCGUCGUCGACCCGGUCAUCUCACUCUCCGAUGACGGACGAUGAACUGUUCUACUCCCUUUCAAGAGAACUGAAGCCCUCUACCCCUGCUAGGGUUGUUAAGCCGUCUUAUGCAAGCACAUUUCUUGGUAAAGCUGGUAGUUUUGGCUUCGAAGUCCUAGACACUCUUGGAAGCAGCAUGGUAGAAUUACGUUCUUAUGGUGGCUUUAUACCUGAUUCAGAUUUAAGAAGGUUUAAAAUAUCUAUGUUUGCAUUUGAGGUGGCUAACACUAUCGUUAAAGGCUUCAGUUUGAUGGAAUCCCUUACGGAUGAAAACAUCCGAAUUCUUUUAAAUGAGACUUUUCUUUUAGAAGGGGUACAACUUUUGGUUUCUACGGAUAAAAAGGAGCUGUUAAGAAUUGCAAUAGCUGACAAGAGAGAGGAAUUUGAAAUCUUUUCUAGAGAAGUGGUGAGAUUUGGAGAUAUGUGUAAAGAUCGUCAAUGGCACAAUUUGGAUCGUGUGUUGUUAACCAUCUCAUAUCUACCAAACAAAAUUCCAAGAGAAGAGGCUGAAAUUGUGAUGCAAGGGCUCGUCAAUUUGGCUCAGCGUACUUCUGAGUUAUACCAUGAGUAUCAUGCUUUGGAUCGACUUGAACAAGUUUAUCGGCGUAAGCUUGAUGGAGUUAAGUCUUUGCAUCUUCAUCGAAAAGGAGAGAGCCCAAUGAUAUUACAAAGCGAGCUAAAGCAUCAAAGGAAGCUCGUGAGGAGCUUGAUAAAGAAAUCUCUAUGGUCAAAAAGUAUGGAGGAGGUUGUGGAGAAGCUUGUAGAUGUUGUGACCUUCAUUCACCAAGCAAUUGCAGAGACAUUUGAUAAAUAUGAUUUACCGGAAAAAGAAGAACAAGGAAAUUCUUAUGCUCUAGCACCCGAAAGCUCAUUUUCAGCUGCAGUUUUAGCAAAGAGUGACGAAAAGAAUGAUAAAAAGACUGACAUAACACCCGAAAGAUUAGGUGUGUCUGGUCUUGCUUUACACUAUGCAAACUUAAUAACUCAGAUAGACAACAUUCUGGCAUCUCAUCCGACGUGCUUACAUCCUAAUGUGAGGGACACAUUAUACCACGGUUUACCAGCCAGUGUCAAGGCAGGGUUACGUGCUCGCUUACAAGCUCUUGAUCCUACAGAAGUGAUGACAAUGCCUCAAAUUAAGGCGGAAAUGGAAAAGACACUUCAUUGGCUCGUUCCUAUGGCUACUAGUACCACAAAAGUGCAUCAAAGUUUCGGGUGGGUUGGUGAGUGGGCAAACACCGGAUUUGAGUUUGGGAACAACACAAUCCGGCUGCAGACAUUAUAUCACGCGGAUAAACACAAAAUGGACCAAUCUAUACUUGAUUUAAUCAUCUUGCUUCACCGUCUAAUAUGUAACCCUGCGAAUGGUCAAUUACCUACUUCAAAGGGGUUGACCCGGCUUUCUAAUGGUCAACUUCAACGGGCCAAGAUAUCACUAGAGGACGCUAAUCUUUUGGAAGAAGUGACGGAACAUAGAAUGGUGGUUCUAGGGGUAAGCAAAAGUCAAGCAUUUGAGACGGUGGGGAAGAAGAAACGUGCUGAAGUUUUUGCAUCAAAUAGAAGCAUGGUGAGUUUACUUCGGAAAGAUGUGAAGUAAAUGCUAAGGGCAUAAGCGAUAGAACAAAAACUCCGUGGUGUAAGAUAAACGCCGACAUGGAAGAGAGAGGGCGGCUAGUCCAUGAUAUGAACCAAUUUGGUAAAAUAGAUGUAAAUGACAAACAAGAAAUGAUUAGAGAUAAAGACUUGGAAAUUCAAUACAUAGGUUUAGGAUCAUGUAAUAAAGAUGAUAUUUGUGAGAAUGAUAAGAAAGAACAUGAUGAGGAUACAUGUUAUUAUUUAAUUUAUUA
This is a messenger RNA of Helianthus annuus (common sunflower), 2016 nucleotides long. Its product is annotated as protein PSK SIMULATOR 2. Bases 126 to 1766 code for a protein of 546 amino acids. NCBI's taxonomy places the organism in Eukaryota, Viridiplantae, Streptophyta, Magnoliopsida, Asterales, Asteraceae. Gene Ontology annotation, biological process: positive regulation of growth. The record is from RefSeq and is a predicted model, not a curated record. The transcript is spliced from 13 exons.